AUGUCGGCCGUUCAAACUUCCCCAAAGAGUAUCCAAAUCAUUAACAAAGAUAACAGUUUGCCUCCUCUAUUGUUGCCAAGUUUGUCUCUUUCUCUAUCCAAUCUCUCAAACUCAAUUGCCUCUCCACCGAAACCUCCAGCCAGCCUUCCUUCCACUCCACCAACAAACACCACCGUACCUUCUUCUUCCAAUACCCCUUUGCCUACAAUAGUCAAUCCUGAAAUGUCGGAUUAUUGUUACAAGGUCAAUUCUGCUAAUCUGUUAGCACAAUUGCCCACGCCUAUUCCAACACCGCCAAUUAAUCAUUACAAUUAUCCAAGACAAGUUCAAUCUUACAAUACUUCUCCAAGAUUGGUCUCGAAAUCUUAUAGAAAAAAUUCUUUGCCCACCAAUGCAUCUGCUACCAAUUCGGCAACCUCUCACACCCUUUCCAAAAGACAAAGAAUAGGUCCUUCUUGUGAUAAUUGUAGAUUAAAGAAAACUAAAUGUAAUGCUAAAGUGGAGCUCAUUCUAUUAGACUCGAAUUUGUUGAUCAAAAACUCGAAUUUGAAUUUGAUUUUAAAUUCAAGUAUCAAUUUGCACUAUACUUUAUCGCCACAAGAUUUGAAAAACUUGAAAGAUUUUGUCAUCUAUUCCAAUGACUUGAAUUAUUUGUCAAUCUUGAACAAAAUCUCCAAUUUGGAUACCGAUACUCAAGUGAUAAAGCAUUUGGAUAAAUUGCUGAUUUUCACCCCCUGCAGUAAUUGCUGUAAGAAAAAUAACCACAAUUGUUUAUUCUCCAAGGGGUUCACAAGAGCUGAUAUCAAUACUUUUAACAAGUUGUUGAACUUACCUGAAAACAAAGGCAAAUCAAUCUACGAUUUGAAUUUGAACGAUUACCAACAUAGCCACUACUAA
Messenger RNA from Henningerozyma blattae CBS 6284, 897 nucleotides. Its product is annotated as Zn(II)2Cys6 transcription factor domain-containing protein. The transcript has a single exon. NCBI's taxonomy places the organism in Eukaryota, Fungi, Ascomycota, Saccharomycetes, Saccharomycetales, Saccharomycetaceae. Gene Ontology annotation, molecular function: DNA-binding transcription factor activity, RNA polymerase II-specific; zinc ion binding. Gene Ontology annotation, biological process: regulation of DNA-templated transcription. Bases 1 to 897 code for a protein of 298 amino acids. The record is from RefSeq and is a predicted model, not a curated record.